Molecule: messenger RNA, 587 nt
Organism: Ictalurus punctatus (channel catfish)
Lineage: Eukaryota; Metazoa; Chordata; Actinopteri; Siluriformes; Ictaluridae
Gene: tomm7
Product: translocase of outer mitochondrial membrane 7 homolog (yeast)
Exons: 3
Coding region: 99-266 (55 amino acids)
Biological process (GO): protein import into mitochondrial matrix
Cellular component (GO): mitochondrial outer membrane translocase complex
Source: RefSeq, a predicted model, not a curated record
UACGGCAGCGUGGCUCGAUUGUGUUUCCGCUUUCUGUCCUUCACAGGGUCUGUAGCUUUGCUUCAGGUAGCAACUUAAACCUUUACAACAUCGCAGACAUGCCGAAACUGAGCAAAGAGACGAAGCAGAGGCUGCAGCAGGUCUUCCAGUGCGGGCAGUUCUUUAUUCGGUGGGGUUUUAUCCCCACUGUUCUUUACCUAGGGUUCAAGCGCGGAGCAGAUCCCGGGAUGCCAGAACCCACAGUGCUAAGUUUGCUUUGGGGAUGAAGGAGUGAUGAAGAAGCGCUCCUGCAGAAGACCAAACCGUCGCUACAUCCCAUAAUAAACAGCCAGGGUGUUUAUUCGUCAUCUCGGAAGGGACUCUAUUGCCUUGCACGUGUCCUUGAAAAGUUUCAGCACUGUUUCAGUUUUCCUUCUUCUCCAUCUCGCUGUUUGGGAUCUUCGUGUUUUUAAUGUGUCUGGAUAUAUUUAAUGUGAUUUAGAGUGUUUUUUUUUUUUUUGUCAUAUCAAAGUUAUUCCCUACAUUCAAUUUUUGCUCAAACGAAUGUUUACACCAACAUCAGCUAAUAAAUGACGAAAUGGCAGAUA